Dioscorea cayenensis subsp. rotundata (Guinea yam) is the source of this 1308-nucleotide messenger RNA. RefSeq names its product patatin-like protein 2. Gene Ontology annotation, molecular function: monoacylglycerol lipase activity; glycerophospholipase activity. The coding region runs from base 1 to 1227 and encodes 408 amino acids. NCBI's taxonomy places the organism in Eukaryota, Viridiplantae, Streptophyta, Magnoliopsida, Dioscoreales, Dioscoreaceae. The record is from RefSeq and is a predicted model, not a curated record. Gene Ontology annotation, biological process: lipid metabolic process. The transcript has 7 exons.
AUGGAGAAAUCAAGAUCAAAUAUAUGCCAGAUCCAAGCACCUACUUAUGGGAGUUUGAUUACCAUUCUAAGCAUUGAUGGUGGAGGAAUAAGAGGAAUUAUCCCUGCCAUUAUCCUUAGCUUCUUGGAAUCUGAACUUCAGAAACUUGAUGGAGAGGAUGCUCGGAUUGCAAACUAUUUCGAUGUAAUUGCGGGAACAAGCACAGGUGGUCUCAUUACUUCAAUGUUAACGACACCGAAUGAAGACAAUCGUCCUCUCUUCUCAGCCAAGGAUGUGAAGUGUUUCUACUUAGAAAACUCCCCUAAGAUUUUUCCACAACCUUGUGGACUACUUGCUAAAGCUACAAAAAUUUUUAAAGCUUUCUGGGGCCCAAUAUAUGAUGGAAAGUACCUACAUUCCCUCUUGAAGGACAGACUAGGAAGUACAAGAUUGCAUGAAACUCUAACAAAUGUUGUCAUUCCAACAUUUGAUAUCAAGAAGCUUCAUCCUAUCAUAUUUUCCAGCUUUGAGGUUAUUAUUGCUAGCUCUAAGGAUGCUCUUCUCUCAGAUAUAUGUAUUGGAACCUCAGCAGCUCCCACAUACCUCCCUGCUCAUCAUUUUCAAACAGCAAGCCCUAGAGGAACCAUACGAGAAUUCGAUCUCAUCGAUGGAGGAGUUGCAGCUAACAAUCCAGCAUUGGUUGCAAUAGGAGAGGUGACCAAAGAAGUAAUCAAAGGAAACCCUGAUUUCUUAGCACAUAAACCUUUUGAUUACCGCAAGUAUCUACUGAUAUCGAUCGGUACUGGAUCAGCAAAGGUUGAAGAAAAAUAUACAGCAAAAAGCGCAAGCAAAUGGGGCAUCUUAGGGUGGUUGUUUAGCAGUUGGUCAACUCCUCUUGUUGAUGUUUUCCUCCAGUCAAGUGCCGAUAUGGUUGAUAUACACAUCUCAGUGUUCUUUCAAACUCUUCGGUCCGAAUGCAAUUAUCUUCGUAUCGAGGAUGAUACAUUGAGUGGGACUGUAUCUUCUGUUGAUGUAUCAACAAAAGAAAACCUAGCUGAUCUUGUGAAGGUUGGUGAGCAGUUGUUAAAGAAGCCAGUCUCAAGGGUGAACUUGGAGACUGGUGUCUUUGAGCCAGUUGGCAAUGGAGAAGGAUCAAAUGAAGAAGCUCUUAAAAGGUUUGCAAAAAUACUCUCUGAAGAAAGAAGGUUACGUGAGAUGAGAUCUCCACAUGUGAAGUCACCUUCAUGACAAAAACUUUUAGGGUGCCCAAGAUAGAAUAGAAUAUGCUAAAAUGUUACCAGUCAUUCAUUUGUUUAUUUAUUUAUUUAU